AUGCUAACACUUAAAAAAGUUGUGGUAAAAUAUUCGUAAAAAGAUCAACUUCUACAUGAUACUAUUGGAAUUUUCCACUUAAUUCAAGUUAUUUUUCUUUUCUUGUUAUUAAAUUUAAAUAAUCAUCAGCUUCAAAAAGGUUCAAAUAAGAUGUAAGAGAUAGCAACUCUUAUGCUUAAAAAUAAAUUUAAAGGUUUUCCGGAUAAUCGAUAUUAAUAAAUCGUAAGAAUGAUUAAUAUUACAAAAGGUUUAGUGUUUCAAUAACAAAGGAACUUUAACCAGAGACUAAAGAAACUGCACUUAUAAUUAUUGCUCCAAUCAUAAAUGCUUUGUUAGAUGA
Messenger RNA from Paramecium octaurelia, 340 nucleotides. NCBI's taxonomy places the organism in Eukaryota, Ciliophora, Oligohymenophorea, Peniculida, Parameciidae. The record is from the annotation of a GenBank genome assembly.